Molecule: messenger RNA, 5636 nt
Organism: Maniola jurtina (meadow brown)
Lineage: Eukaryota; Metazoa; Arthropoda; Insecta; Lepidoptera; Nymphalidae
Gene: stol
Product: voltage-dependent calcium channel subunit alpha-2/delta-3
Exons: 25
Coding region: 141-3758 (1205 amino acids)
Cellular component (GO): voltage-gated calcium channel complex
Molecular function (GO): voltage-gated calcium channel activity
Source: RefSeq, a predicted model, not a curated record
GGCGCGCCCGCCCCACGUCCAGUCCGCCGCACGACCCGAUGGUUCAGUCCUGGUGACAUUGCAGUGCAGUGCGAACGGUGGUGUGCUUCCAUGUAGGGGAGACAGUGGUGUGUUGGUUCUCUUGUCAUGUGGGGAGUGCGAUGGCCUUAGGCACCAUGACCCGCCGUCCGCUGCUUCUGCUCGCCCUGCUGGCAGCCGCGCUAGCCAACCAGCUCGAGGAUAUCCCCCACAAUGAAGUCAAAAAUUGGGCGCUAAAGUUCGGCGUCGACCUCUGGGAGUUCGGGCGGCACUUCACAAAAAUGAAUCAAAUACAAAACAAAUACCAUGAAUACAACGUGGAAGUGGUUCGCAAAGACGGGCUGCUACUUGUCCGCGAACUGGCCGCCGAAGUCAAAAACCAUAUGGAUUUCAAGAUCAACGCUGUUAUGCGCAUAAUGGACUCAGCUGAAGCGGCGGCACUAUCAGCCGGCCGCAGCAGUAUAGACGGGUCCCCGGGCUCCUACUACGACGCGCGAUGGCUGAACGUUCAUGCCGACGAUGGCACGCUGGCUGCAAGAGCGCGUCGCCUUCUACUGUCACCGAGCAGGCAUUUCGACCACAUCGCCGUUAACACGAGCUACAGUGCGGUGCUCAUGCCCCCAAGAAUUAACCCUGAAGACGGUGAGGUUCAAAAUCAGAUCGGAUGGUCGGAACACUUGGAUCCCUUGUUUGUGAACAACUACGAAAUCGAUCCAACCCUGUCGUGGCAGUACUACGCCUCGUCCACUGGCUUCAUGAGGCGAUAUCCUGCUAUGUCCUGGCCUCCUGAAGACGGCUACUCUCACCACGCAAGAGACUUCUACGACUUUCGGUCGUCGAACUGGUUCGUCGAAGCUGCCACGUCACCCAAAGACCUCGUGAUACUUUUAGACGACUCAGACGAACUCAGCUCGUCGAACCGCCACCUCGGCAAGUCCACCGUCUCCGCAUUGCUCGACACUCUUGGCCCAAACGACUUUGUCAACGUGUACCGAUACAGCGAUUCAGUGUCAGAACUCCAUCCGUGUUAUACGAAGAUUUUAGCCCAGGCCGUACCCGAAACAAUACGAGAGCUGAAAAGCGCUGUGUGGGCCGCUGAAGCUACCGGCGGUGCGGCCAAUUUAACCGGCGCUCUCACCUCGGCCUUUGAGAUUCUCUACCGGUACAACCGGACGGGCCUGGGUUGUCAAUGCAAUCAAGCGAUAGCUGUAAUUGGGGCCGGAGGAGGCGCGGGAGGCGUUACAGCGGUGUUCCGCGCGUGGAACUGGCCGCAUAUGCCUGUGCGCAUAUUUACCUACCGGGUAGGGGGAGAUGCGGCCGCAGGCAAAACUAUGAAGGAAAUGGCAUGUAAUAAUAAAGGCUUUCACGUGACGAUAAACGACCAUGACGAGGUUCGCCACAAAGUGCUGCAUUUCGUGGAAGUGCUAGCACGUCCUAUGGUCAUGUACCAGACAUUACACCCGGUCCACUGGAGCCCUGUGUACAUCGGGGGAAGGAGUAGUACUCUCGAUGAUGAUGGAAUGGGCCAGUUGAUGACGUCAGUAACAGUUCCUAUUUUCGACAGAAGAAACCACACGCAAAGAGAAGCUAACUUGCUUGGCGUAGUUGGUACGGAUGUUCCUGUCGAUCAAAUAAAGAAGCUCGUGCCACCUUACAAGUUGGGGGUGAAUGGUUAUUCAUUUAUGCUGGAUAACAACGGGCAUGUUUUAUAUCAUCCUGAUUUGAGACCUUUGCAUACAAAUGAGGAGUAUACAGAGACAUUAAGGCCUCUUUACUCCAGUGUUGAUGUCACAGAUGUAGAACUCCUCGUGGAUUAUGACGAAAAUGCAAGAGUCAACCUUACUUCAUUACUUUUCGAAUUACGUCACGACAUGAUAGAGCAGCGAGAAGGCGAGACAGAGAUGGGGGUUAAAGUGCAAUAUGAGGGAAUGAGACGGGUAGCGACUCGACGACAGAGAUAUUUCUAUAGUCCUGUCGACGGCACGCCAUAUUCACUGGCUGCUGUGUUACCAGACGGUUAUGGCAUGUAUGAAUUGCAAGCCGAACAGGAAAUCAAACAUAGCCCUAUCAAUGUCACAGAAUAUUUUAAAGGAGAAAACUGGAAAGUUCAUCCAGACUGGGUGUACUGCGAAUACGCGUCAACGUCGGAGCAAUCGUUCAACUCGCCGGAGGAGCAGCUGGUCCACUUCCUGACGCGCGCCGGCCGCCCCGGCUGGAAGUGGAUGUCGCUGCGCCCGCGCGCGCUCACGCUGCACAACGCGCACAAGAAACAAGACCGCGACUCCUACUAUUGUGACAAAACAUUAGUUCAGUCGCUGGUCCGUGAUGCAAUGGUAAUAAAAGAAUUGGACGCUCACACUGGACACGCUAGCCAUCACAAUCACCCGAUAGCAACAUUAAUGGCACUUCUAACAAGGCAAGGGCGAUUCCACAAGUUCGUGGUGACUCUGUCAUUCAUCGCAACUAGAAGUGGACUUCUCAAAUGGACUGAAAACAUCAACAGCUCAAGGGCGGCUGACUCUUCUGAACCACACUUCAGCGAGAAACACGCACGCGCCUUCGAUUCGGAGUGGUACCGCCGUGCAGUGGAACAUCAUUCGAUUGAACCGGAAAGCUUUGUCUUUUCUGUACCCUUCCGUGAUGGAAGUGAAGCAGAAGACUUUAGUGGGAAGACUCCACUGGUCCUAGCAACCCAUGCGGUGUUCGUCGAAUCCAGGGGACAUCGAGCUCCUGCUGCAGUAGUAGGGUUGCAUUUCCAACUGGAUUCUCUCGCUAAACAUUUCUUGAAUGUCACAUCAACGUGCACAGCUGGCAGUAUUUGUAAGAAAACGUGCGCAGGCGAUGAGUUAGACUGCUAUAUUUUGGACGACAACGGUUUCAUAAUCCUAUCGGAAGAUGCUUCACAAACUGGCCGAUUCUUUGGGCAGGUCGAUGGAACAAUCAUGGAUUCACUUGUUCAAGAUAGAAUAUACAAAAAGGUCACCGUGCACGAUCAUCAAGGACGGUGUCCGGACUCAAGGAAUCCAUUUAGCGGAAAUUCAAACAGGUUGUCGCCUAUGAAGCCAUUGUCUUGGCUUGGAGGAUACGUCGCCAACUUAUUAGCUGUGUGGUUUCCUUUGUGGGAAACUGCAUACGGACGACCUCGUCCACACCCUGAAGAAGAGAUUGAUUACGAGGACUACGAAAACGAGGAAGAUAACGAAGAUGAAUUGGAUCGGGACCGUGGCACCUACGAAAUCAUCAUCGACGGUUUAGGCGCCGCAGACCGGCACGAAGUCCCCGUUGCAAGCCCCGGACCUCCGCGGGAGCUCCCGCGAGAGGCCGCGCGCUCCGCCGCCGUGCGGCCUUGCGAUACCAGCGCAGAAUUAUUCACCCUACAGUCCACGAGGCUCAAUGCUGCCCAACCACUGAAGGGAAAACUCACUAAUUGCCACAAUUCUGGGUGUGAGAGGCCAUUCAGCGUCCAGAAGAUCCCGCACAGCAAUCUAAUUCUACUAGUAGUGGACACCCUGUGCCCGUGCGGCGCCAAGCGGCUGGACGUGCGAGCGCGCGAGGCGGGCGCGCGCGCCGCGUGCCGCCGCCCGCCGCGCGCGCUGCCCAGGCGGCGCCCGCCCUCCUGCGUCUCAUACCAUCCCGAAGAAAUCGAGAUUCAAUCGUGCGGCCGCGGCGCCCGCGCUCGGCCUCUGUUCGCGGUGCUUGCUACACUCGCUCUGCGGCUCCUGUUAACUCUAACAACGUGACUGUCCAAAACCCGCUACACAUUCUAAACCCAUACCUGCCCGCAGGUUCCCCGACCGUAUGAAGCUUUCUACCAUAUCAAGUUCCAUAUCACAGAAAAUAAUUUUUAAUUCCAAACGCCGUUAUAUAAAUUUUAAAAAAAACUAAAAUUUAAAAUUUUAAACGGAAAGCUUCGCGGGUCACCGCACCGCAGUGUUCGAGCGAUGUUUUUGUGUGAAAAGACUAUUCGUGUGAACUUUUUUAUGCAAGUUGUGCUGGAAGGCUCGUAUUCGUAUUGGCUGGCCGAGCUGGGGUAUUCUUACUAUAGUAUAAUAUUAUACUUAUUGUUAUUACCGCAAACUAUACCGCGAUGACACAGCAUUUGUACUCUGAGUGUAAGUAUGACUGUCAGUAAAUCCUGCAGAAAUGAUCUCCUAGAUGCAAAGGGAGUGCCUGCUAUGUUGCAAUUUUUUAAAUAUUGGCAUGUAACAUAAUCUAUUAAGAUCUAAGUUAUGAAGAGAUAUGAUAAGAUAUUCUAAGAAGAUUCAUAGUAAGUAUGUUCAAUAAAGAACUCGCACUCAGAGUACAGUACACUUGACUGAAUAUGGAAAAUGAUAAAACUCUUCGUUUUAUAGCAGUGGUGUUUGGACGUUGAUAAACUUAAUAAUACGUUUUAUAAUGAGUAAGGUUUUAUAUCGGAGUAAUUUGUUGUGAUUGUGUUUGUAUCAAGUGUAGAAGUAGCGUGUCAAAGCGGAUCGAGAAUGCCUCAGAAGAAUAGGCCUUACUUGGCCCAUUUUUGUGGUGUAUGCGAGAUAUUUAAAGUUUUGAUCAAUUUUACCGACUGAAGUAUUGGUCCGACCAAGUGAACUUUUGAUCUUGUUUUGAGACAGGAUUAUCGAUUCGAACUAGGCUAAGAUAAUGUUUAAAAUAUUUUCUCCUCUCUGUUAAGUUGACAGUCUCAUAAUGUAACUGUGACGAGGUCGCAAUCGGUAAAUAGGUAGGUAACUAAUAUCUUGUUAAAUUUAAUUGAGGAUUAUUACAAACUCGGAGAUCUUAUAAAUUAUAGCUAAUGUUAAUAGAUAUUUUAAAGAUAAUAUUUGUAAUAUAUAAUGAUAUCGUUUAAAACUGUUUUAGAAAAAUUUACCUAUGUUGAUCCUAACACGAUUUAUUUCUCGAUAUCUAUCUGUUCAGCAUAUUGAUUGCAAACAUAUUGACUAGUUGCAUAGACUAAUUCUUUAUUUAAUGUAAAUAAGAGAGGUUUGGUUCGUAGGCUUUAUGUUGCUAUAUUUACGUGUGCCUGUGUAUAAUUAUUAUUAGAUUAAUAUUAACGAGUCGACGAGUAAGCAUCGUAGAGUUGAUACUGAGAUAAUAAAAGCUGUUUGGAUCAGAGCAUAAUACGUGAAAAUGACUACAUUCCUAUCGACCGCCUUGAAAUUUCUUAUUUUUACAUGGGAUAUAUUUGAUGUAUUUUUAACAUACCUAUACCUAAGUUCGUCCCUUAAAACGAUAGUGUAUUUAUGUUUUAAAUAAUGUAGAGUUAAGAUACAUUUUAAAUUCACACAUUCCUAAAACGCAUCAUUUCAACUAUCUUGUUUAGUUUUCCAGAAAUCCACAUUUCCUCCUUUUUGAUGAGAGCAUACACUAUGAUUAGUUGUAAAUUAGAUAUUUUAAAUUAUGCAAUACAGGGUUGAACUAGAAAUGGCGCCAUAUGACUCUCAGAUUAACAAACUUAUCUUAGAAUAUAUCUAUGUGAGGAGGUAAAGUUUCUCUCGGUGUCCUCUCUGGCGACUCCCGUGCAUCUAAUCGUUAGCAAUUCUCUCGCCUAAUCUUCGAAUAAUGUUGUAAGUAUUUGACAUGUUGUAAACAAUUCUCGUUUUAAUGUAAAUAUUUAAUAUGAGGGC